GCUGAGUUUUUGUUUGUCUGUGCCCUGCCCCCAGAGGUGGAGCCUACAGAGGCAGGCAGGCCUCCUUGAGCUGUGGUGGGCUCCACCCAGUUCGAGCUUCCUGGCUGCUUUGUUUACCUAAGCAAGCCUGGGCAAUGGCGGGCGCCCCUCCCCCAGCCUCGUUGCCGCCUUGCAGCUUGAUCUGAGACUGCUGUGCUAGCAAUCAGCGAGACUCCGUGGGCAUAGGACCCUCCGAGCCAGAAACUUUUCAGCAUUACCUAAGAAACAAAGGCUCAAUUUUGGCUGCUUCAUUCUUGUCCCUUCUGCCACAGUUCUAACGUGCUUGAUCUACUGAGACCAAGGAUGACCAAUGACUCAGAAGGGAAAAUGGGAUUUAAACACCCAAAGAUCAUGGGGAAUUUCAGAGGUCAUGCCCUCCCUGGAACCUUCUUUUUUAUUAUUGGUCUUUGGUGGUGUACAAAGAGUAUUCUGAAGUAUAUCUGCAAAAAGCAAAAGCGAACCUGCUACCUUGGUUCCAAAACAUUAUUCUAUCGAUUGGAAAUUUUGGAGGGAAUUACAAUAGUUGGCAUGGCUUUAACUGGCAUGGCUGGGGAGCAGUUUAUUCCUGGAGGGCCCCAUCUGAUGUUAUAUGACUAUAAACAGGGCCACUGGAACCAACUCCUGGGCUGGCAUCAUUUCACCAUGUAUUUCUUCUUUGGGCUGUUGGGUGUGGCAGAUAUCUUAUGUUUCACCAUCAGUUCACUUCCUGUGUCCUUAACCAAGUUAAUGUUGUCAAAUGCCUUAUUUGUGGAGGCUUUUAUCUUCUACAACCACACUCAUGGCCGGGAAAUGCUGGACAUCUUUGUGCACCAGCUGCUGGUUUUGAUCGUCUUUCUGACAGGCCUCGUUGCCUUCCUAGAGUUCCUUGUUCGGAACAAUGUACUUCUGGAGCUAUUGCGGUCAAGUCUCACUCUGCUUCAGGGGAGCUGGUUCUUUCAGAUUGGAUUUGUCCUGUAUCCGCCCAGUGGAGGUCCUGCAUGGGAUCUGAUGGAUCAUGAAAAUAUUUUGUUUCUCACCGUAUGCUUUUGUUGGCAUUAUGCAGUAACCAUUGUCAUCGUUGGAAUGAAUUAUGCUUUCAUCACCUGGUUGGUUAAAUCUAGACUUAAGAGGCUCUGCUCCUCAGAAGUUGGACUUCUGAAAAAUGCUGAACGAGAACAAGAAUCAGAAGAAGAAAUGUGACUUUGAUGAGCUUCCAGUUUUUCUAGAUAAACCUUUUCUUUUUUACAUUGUCUUUGUUCUUGGUUUUGUUUCUUGAUCUUUUGUUUGGAGAACAGCUGGCUAAGGAUGACUCUCAGUGUACUGUUUGCAUUUCCAAUUUGGUUAAAGUAUUUGAAUUUAAAUAUUUUAUUUUUAGCUUUGAAAAAUAUUUUGGGUGAUACUUUCAUUUUGCACAUCAUGCACAUCGUGGUAUUCAGGGCUAGAGUGAUUUUUUUCCAGAUUAUCUAAAGUUGGAUGCCCACACUAUGAAAAAAAUAUUUGUUUUAUUUGCCUUAUAGAUAUGCUCAAGGUUACUGGGCUUGCUACUAUUUGUAACUCCUUGACCAUGGAAUUAUACUUGUUUAUCUUGUUGCUGCAAUGAGAAAUAAAUGAAUGUAUGUAUUUUGGUGCAGA
Symphalangus syndactylus (siamang) is the source of this 1650-nucleotide messenger RNA. It is a transcript of the gene TMEM45A, whose product is annotated as transmembrane protein 45A. NCBI's taxonomy places the organism in Eukaryota, Metazoa, Chordata, Mammalia, Primates, Hylobatidae. The record is from RefSeq and is a predicted model, not a curated record.